AUGCUUCCGGAUACGACUAACUCGUCCUCUGGAACAUUAGCCGCAUUUGAGACGCCGCCGACCACACCAAAACCAUCACAGUCACCCACAACCGACUUUGAUAUUGUCGCCUAUUACAACGAUCUCGUUCAGAAUGACCCAACCAUCACACCGCCUAUAGCAGCCAUCCAAGCGCUUAUAUCAUUACUUGCUAAGACGCAGUUAACGACGAUUUCCGAAACACUCAGCCUCCUUGAGACACAUUCACAGAAGCUCCUAGCCUCUCAACGAAAUCCCAUACCACUCUCUGCCGGCACUGAACUCUUCCAACGCUAUUUGGUUAGCUCUUUCCAACAGAGACCUUCAUCGCUUGCGGACUCCGACUUUUCAACUUUACGCCAUCACAUUCUCACAAACUCUUCCCUCUUUGUGAAGCGAGCAAAUGAAGCUCGUUUGAAAAUUGCCCACUACGCCCUUCCUUUGAUCAAAGAAGAAUCAACUAUCAUCACCUAUGGCUACAGUCGAGUCGUCCAAACACUCCUCACGCAUGCCGCUGAAGCUGGGCGCUACUUCAACGUCGUAUAUAUCCUUCCUUCGGCUGGGCUCACCGACAGUAUUUCUCAAUGCAUUUCCCAGUUAAAGGGAUUGUCUAUACCGACCACUACGAUUCCUCUAUCAGCUCUGACCUAUGCGCUGGCGUCGCUACCCACGGCAUCUUCAGCGCCUCAGUUGAUUCUUGGCGCUAGCGCGGUGCUGGAGAACGGCUCGGUUGUCACUGAGCUUGGAACUCACCAAAUCGGACUUAUCUCCAAGGCUGUGUCAGUACCAUUACACAUUGCAGUCGAGUCGUACAAGUUUGUGCGCAAUUUCCCGUUGGGUUUCGGACCACUCGACCUGGCACGGAUGGGUGUGAAGCAGGAUGUUCUACGUUUCAGUACCACCACGGACUCACAAGCUGAUGGACAGAGCGCAUCCGAGAAUCAGGUCGUCGAUGUACACGAAAUGGUGGAGAUAACUCCUCCAGAAUUGAUUGAUGCAUUGAUCACCGAGAAUGGGAUUCUGACGCCGAAAGCCGUGAGUGAGGAACUCAUCAAACUCUGGUUCUGA
Messenger RNA from Exophiala spinifera, 1086 nucleotides. RefSeq lists its product as uncharacterized. Gene Ontology annotation, cellular component: eukaryotic translation initiation factor 2B complex. The transcript has a single exon. The coding region runs from base 1 to 1086 and encodes 361 amino acids. The record is from RefSeq and is a predicted model, not a curated record. NCBI's taxonomy places the organism in Eukaryota, Fungi, Ascomycota, Eurotiomycetes, Chaetothyriales, Herpotrichiellaceae. Gene Ontology annotation, biological process: translational initiation. Gene Ontology annotation, molecular function: guanyl-nucleotide exchange factor activity; translation initiation factor activity.